Penicillium crustosum is the source of this 984-nucleotide messenger RNA. RefSeq lists its product as uncharacterized. Lineage: Eukaryota; Fungi; Ascomycota; Eurotiomycetes; Eurotiales; Aspergillaceae. Gene Ontology annotation, cellular component: nucleus. The transcript has 2 exons. The record is from RefSeq and is a predicted model, not a curated record. Gene Ontology annotation, biological process: regulation of DNA-templated transcription. Bases 1 to 984 code for a protein of 327 amino acids. Gene Ontology annotation, molecular function: zinc ion binding; DNA-binding transcription factor activity, RNA polymerase II-specific; transcription cis-regulatory region binding.
AUGGAGAGAUCAAAACCGGCCGGACAACCCAGCACCUAUGGCCAAGCUUGCAUACACUGCUACAAGGCAAAGAGCAGAUGUGUGCGUACCCCAAAUGGCGACAGAUGUUUCCGUCUUAAGAAAAGGUGCCAGCCAUCAGAGUCGGUUCGCAAGCGUAAUGCUCAGAUGGCUGAAGAAUCCGAUACGCGCAUCGCUCGGCUGGAAGACAAGAUGGAGACCUUAUUAUCUGCAAUGCAGUCGCUCGUUUCCCAGGGGGCUUCGGGUACUUCCGUCAAUGCCCUUCAGUCACUUCAGCCAGUUCACUCCCUUGACGGAAACAGCAUUUCAUCAUCCACGUCUUACUCGAAUGGCACCCUAGUAAACACUAGCGCUGGGCUGACGGACUCGAUCGCCACAGCAUCACCACAUACAAAUCUGUUAUUUUCGUCUCAUCAUUAUUCUCUACCUUCCUCUAUGCCAUUGCCAAAUCAAGCAGACGAACGCCUAGAUUUCUUCCGCUCCCGAAUGCUGCCAUAUUUCCCCUUCAUCAAUCUUACCCCCGACAUGACAAGCUCGUAUCUGCGCCAAAACAGACCUUUCUUGUUUCAAGCUAUCUAUACUGUUACUAUAUUCUCAACACAGGAAAAACUGAUUCAAGUUGAGGAACUAAAGCGUGUCCUUUUCACCUCUGCUCUGCUCGAAGUCCAGUCAAAUAUCGACUUGCUGCUUGGAUUACUAACUUACCUAGCAUGGAGUACCGACGCUUUUCUUGGCAAAGCAGACCUCGUAUCUCGCCUCAUGAUGCUCGCCAUUUCAUUAGUAUAUGACCUGCGGUUGUUCAAGCCGUCCUCACCAGACGUUCAAGUCAUGAUGUCUAUUACCCAGGGACGGGAUGAUGACAUUACUCAGAGCUCUAACGAUCAAAUGCCUGACGGGUUAUUGGAAAAGCAGAGGGCAUUGCUAGCUUGUUUCGUUUUGAGCUCUAAGUGCGUGUGGUCCUCAUGA